AUGGAGCCCCAAUCGCCUCGUAUUCAAAGACAGAACCGACCGGCGGACUUGUCUAUCGUCAGCCAGGCCAUGUCCAGUCCAGUAGGCCUGGGCAUCGGCAGUCCGAAUUCCCCCGGCCACCAACGCACGCGCUCACAACUAUACCCUGAACCUUCAAUCACAUGUUCACGAUGCGCAAAGCCGCAUAUCGAGUAUGAACUCCAUUACAACUGCGGCAUUUGUGCGAGCGGCAACUGGAACAUUUGUCUUGACUGCUACAGGUCGAGCAAGGGCUGUUUGCAUUGGUUUGGGUUUGGUUACGGUGCGUGGGCAAAAUGGGAAAGGGCUCGACAAGCCGCGCAAGAUGACAUCCCUAAGCCUCACAUGUUGACGGCGAACCGGUACCUCCAACCCAAAAUCAUUCCUGGCGGAGCAGAGGGCAGACGGACGCUCACCACCGAAGACCCCGUCAAACGUUUGGAAAGUGGUAACUUCUGCGCGCGGUGCCAGUCCUGGGCGAACGAAUGCUUCUGGCGCUGCGACGUGUGCAACAUGGGCGAUUGGGGAUUCUGCAAUAACUGCGUGAACCAGGGACGUUCCUGUACUCACCCCCUCCUACCCCUGACAUACCAACCUCAACAAUCCCAUACGCCGCCCGCGAGCCCCCGAUCGCCGCUCCCUCCUCACUACGCGGCUGUCUUGACGGGACCGAACAUUCAUAGCAUCGGUCCUUUCAAACCUCUCACAUUCACAACCCGCUGUGACCUGUGUCAGGACCCUAUCACUCCAAGCCACAGCAGGUAUCACUGCUUCACCUGCACGAGCUCCAUCGAGCCAGACACAUACCCGGGCGACUACGACAUUUGCACCAACUGCUACGCCAACCUCGAAGCCCGCAGCCAGAUCAGCCCAGAGAAUGGCCACGCGGGCUGGCGUCGCUGCCUCAACGGCCACCGCAUGGUCGUCGUCGGCUUCCGCGACGGACCGGGCGGCCAACUCCGCCACGUCCUGGCCGACCUCGUAGGCGGCCGUGGGCUGCGCAUGGAGCCCGCGGGCGACGAUGAGGCGCACCAGAAGUGGUGGUGGACCGAGGCGUCGCAGAAACGCGAGCGCUUCGUCACCAGGGACGUGGCGGAGGACGCGCCGACGGGCGAGGGCCUGGCGCAGGGCUUCCCGCCGGACGGCGGUGUCGGGAUAAAGGCGGCCGCGGCGUGGCCGUGGUUCCCCAAGGCCGAGGAUGAGCUGAUGUUCCCGAGGGGGGCCGAGAUCAGGGAGAUUGAGGACGUGAACGGGGAUUGGUUCUUUGGGGUUUAUAUGGGCGCCAAAGGACUCUUCCCUUCGCCGUAUGUGAGGCGCAUUAAUGAGCAUUGA
Molecule: messenger RNA, 1350 nt
Organism: Colletotrichum karsti
Lineage: Eukaryota; Fungi; Ascomycota; Sordariomycetes; Glomerellales; Glomerellaceae
Exons: 1
Coding region: 1-1350 (449 amino acids)
Biological process (GO): ubiquitin-dependent protein catabolic process; protein ubiquitination; mitotic cell cycle checkpoint signaling
Cellular component (GO): nucleus
Molecular function (GO): ubiquitin-protein transferase activity; protein binding
Source: RefSeq, a predicted model, not a curated record